GAUGCAACAGUCUUAAAUACACGAAGACGCACUUGGCUGCUAGCCUGCUACUUUACAAGAGAGGUUUGAGUGUCUUUGCUACUACUGAUGCUGAUAACUGGAGGAAACAAAAGACUCAACAUGGCAACGCCGGUGUCUGUGCUCCGCCUGCCAAAAGGACCCGACCCCAACAGCCGCGGAUUUGACCCCAAAUCACCCCGUUUUAUCGCUCUCUGUCGUACCUCCAUUCCCACUUCUGCUGUGUCCGAGGCAGAUGUUGAGCAGCUGCCGAAAGAGCAGCAUGCGCGAUCUGUGCUGAGAGAGAGUUUCCUCCGAUGUCUACUCUCAGUGACCAACAAGAAGGUUCAGUUUCACAUGUAUGAGAGGGUGAAGGUGGAGGCCACGUUUGGAGCGUCUGAUAUCGACGUGAUGAACUUUCAGGUGUCGGAUCUGCACACUCCCAUCGGAGUGCAAAAAGAGGCACUGAUCAGAUGUCAGGAUGUGAUUUCAUUCAGUUUUGAUGCAUGAACACUUGAGGCCUUUGUUUCCUGUUUAAUCAGAAUAUGCUCUUUGGGAUGAGAGGUACUCUGGUGUCUCAUUUGUUGUUGCCAGUGGGCUCUGUUUUCACACUGUGAUAUAGUUUAUAAAAUUGGUUAUAUUUUUGUAGGUGUUUCAAUCUUGUAUUGUUCAGGCGAUCGUACUUGCUUUCAGAUAUCCAACACUGACAGGCAGUCCCACUUUUUCAGCACAAGAGGGAGCCAUAUGCUUGUGUUUCAAGAGAGAUGCGACUGGUUGCACUAAGAUUAGGUGAUAUCAGAUUUUUGGCAAAGCACUGACCAAAAUUUUGAUUGAAUGAUAAUGUUUGCGAAUGACUACUAGUGUUUUCACAAUAGUUACUCACAUCCGGGAAGCAACUGUUUGUAAUCUAUAUGAAGACUUAGCAGGUAGAGACAUUCACUGUUUAUUUAUUUCAGCUACAGCCUAAUAGGUCCAGAAAGUUGUAGAAUUAAUGGUCAUACAGCCUUUUUAAGACCAUUAAAUUUAAACCAUCACAAUCAUGUCUGCUAUUUCUGCUCUAUACAUGUCUUGGAGACUUUCUGUAGAUGGUCAGCCAUGCUGUCUUCCUUUUGUGAUAUGAAUUGUCAUUUAAUUCAAAGCAAAUGAAACAUUGCACUUUAAAACUUUUGUAUCUGAAUGGCCAUUUUGUGUUCUAUUUGGAGAAAUUAUCAAGACAAAAAAUAAAAUUGUUGUCUGACAAA
Messenger RNA from Sander lucioperca (pikeperch), 1238 nucleotides. RefSeq names its product gem (nuclear organelle) associated protein 7 (gene gemin7). The coding region runs from base 88 to 507 and encodes 139 amino acids. Gene Ontology annotation, biological process: spliceosomal snRNP assembly. The record is from RefSeq and is a predicted model, not a curated record. Lineage: Eukaryota; Metazoa; Chordata; Actinopteri; Perciformes; Percidae. Gene Ontology annotation, cellular component: SMN-Sm protein complex. The transcript has 2 exons.